This is a messenger RNA of Copidosoma floridanum, 630 nucleotides long. It is a transcript of the gene e, whose product is annotated as nonribosomal peptide synthetase ebony. The record is from RefSeq and is a predicted model, not a curated record. Lineage: Eukaryota; Metazoa; Arthropoda; Insecta; Hymenoptera; Encyrtidae.
AUGGCUUUGGUUCAGCAACUUCUCCUCAAAGGACACAUUAAAGGAACUAACAGUAUGGAGUAUUUACAAACCCUAUCAGUCUUACGUGGUAAAAAAAAAGACAAUAGCUCUGAAACUAUUCCAUCAAUGUUCAAUGCAGUUGCUAAAAAUAAUCCACAGAAAAUUGCACUUUUAAGUGAAGAUGCACACAGUAUCCAGAACAUCAUCUCAUAUGAACUUAUGAAUGAAAAAUCAGAUUGUAUCGCACAGGUUCUUAGACAGUGCUAUUUAAAAGACAUUUUUAAAGAGUCUAUAAUCGGAGUAGCUCUUAAAUCAUCUAAAAAUUUGCCAAUAAUAUUAUUAGGAAUCAUGAAAGCUGGAAUGGCAUACUUACCCAUCGACUUGGAGUUUCCUGCUGAUCGUAUAAUAUAUAUUCUGAAAGAUGCCAAACCCACAUUAUGUAUAGUAGAAGAAACAGCAAACCUAGGUAUCUUCAAAGGCACUAAAACUGUAUUCGAUACAGAAUUGAUACUAAAACUGGAAGAAAAAACGAAUGAGAAGAUUGUAAUACGAGAAAACACAAAUGGACUGGCUGUAGUUUUGUAUACUUCUGGUAGUACUGGAACUCCAAAAGGUCUGUACAUAAAAUGA